Molecule: messenger RNA, 3306 nt
Organism: Plasmodium vinckei vinckei
Lineage: Eukaryota; Apicomplexa; Aconoidasida; Haemosporida; Plasmodiidae
Product: NLI interacting factor-like phosphatase, putative
Exons: 1
Coding region: 1-3306 (1101 amino acids)
Molecular function (GO): RNA polymerase II CTD heptapeptide repeat phosphatase activity
Source: RefSeq, a predicted model, not a curated record
AUGGAUGAAAGCGAAGCUUACAAUGAACCAAACCCAUGUUUGGGUUUGUUAGAUAGUGGUAAUAAUAAUAUAAAAAGUAAUGAAAAUGUAAAUAUAGGAGUAAAUAAUACUAAUUCAAAUAAUCUUGGUAGAGGACUUAAUAAUACAAAUUUUGUAAAAAAAUAUAAUUUUAAUUAUAAUAAUUUAAGUAUAAGUAAUAAAAAGUUUUUGUUAAAUAAAAAUCAUUUAUAUAUUAAAGCAGGCAUAAAACAAGGAGUCAAUAAUUCAAAAAAAUUUGUGAAUAAAGGGAAUGCAGAUAAUAGAAGGGACAACAAACAGGAUAGAAACACAACCAUAAACAACAAUGCCAUAUCAAAUAAUGACAAAUUUUCAGAUCAAGUAAAUAAUAAUUAUAAUAUAGAAAAUUCAACUAACGAAAAUAAUAUAUAUAAUGAGCAAGCAGACUAUAAUUAUGCUAAUAUGGGAUAUAACCCUGAUUCUGAAGGUUGGAAAAAUAAUGAAAAUGUAAGUGACAAAAAUGGAAUUCCAUUUAAUGCAAGGAUAGGUACUAACAACAAUAUCAACAAUGGUAAUAAUAAUAUGGCUCAAAGAAAAAGAAGAACUAAUAAAUUUGAAACGGGAAAUCAAAAUUUUAAAAAUAAACAAAAAAAAUUUUAUAACACAACUGUUAAUGAUUCAUCAAAGAGGUAUAAUAAUAAUCCUGCAAAUGUAGAUGCCAUAAAUAAUAAUGAAGAAAAUGAGGAGGGUCAAGAUUUUUCAAACGUCAUAAAUACAAGUUCCGAAAAUAAUAAAAUGAAUAACGACCUUAAUAAAAGGCAAUUAAAUAAUAAUAGAAAUUUAAAACAUAUAAACAAUUUUGGCAAUAAAAAAAUGUUUAAUAAUAUGACAUUUUCAAUAAAUAAAUAUUUAAAUUCAAAUGUAAAUUUUCAAAAACAUAAUAAUGAUAAAAUAAAUAAUACAUAUGGAAAAGCUAAAAAUAAAAUGACAUAUAAAAAUUUGAAAAUUAAAAAUAAAGAAAAUUUAAACAUACCUAAUGAUAUAAGAACACAUAAUUCCACAUCUAACACAUCAAAUGAUUAUGUAAAUAAUUUGAAUCGUGAAAUAAAUGGAGGUCAAGGAAUAGAAGGGAUAUCUAGUUCUUCUAAUUACGAUGAUCUUAAUUUAUUAGCACAAGCUUUUAAUUAUGAAAAUGUGAAAAUUUUAAAAAGUCAUCUUGAAGGAAACACAACCACCAAAAAACUAAAUAAUACAGGUUCUACUGUUGAAGCAAAUAAAGAUGAUUCAAAAUUUUUAAGUUACAUAGAAUGGCUAAGUGAAGUUUCUGAAAUAACUGAUGAAGAAAAUGAUAUCGAAGAUAUAAAUAAUAAUGGAAAAUUUUCACAAAUAAAUUCGCAGUACUCUCAAAAUGAUCAAACUAUUCCCGAACAACUGAAAGGGUUAUACUCUCAGUUUUCAAAAUAUAAUUAUAAAAAUGAACAAACAGGAGAAUUCGGGAAAAAUGCAAUAAACGGAAGUGAUAAUAAUAACUUGCCAUAUUUUGAGAACAAUAAAAAUCAAGGCAUAUUAGGAAGUGAUAAUUUAUCGGGUUCAUAUUUAGCUAGAUAUAGUUCAGAAAAAAAAAAUGAUUCUUUUAUAGAUGGACAAACAGAAUUUGAUGCAUAUGGAAAUGAAGAAAUAAAUUCAAUCAACUUAAUAGAAACACAAAAUGGAUCUAACUUAAAUAAUGUAGGUUCUUCAAAUUAUAAUCAAGAAAAUGAAACAAACAAAAUUAGCGAACCAAUUAAUGAUAUACCAAUAGAGGAUUUGUUUAUAACUUCUUAUAUGCCAUAUCCACCUGAAAAAUAUAAUAAUAUUUAUGAUUUACAUGAAAUAAAAAUAAUGUCACCCCAUAUAUUAAAAACAAUAAUUCAUAAAAAAGGGAAAACAUAUCAUUCAUCUUUAAAAGAUGGAAAACUAAUUUUAAUGUUAGAUUUAGAUAAUACAUUAUUACAAGCUACUUCAUUUGCUAAAUUUAAUAUGGAAUUACCUUUAGAAAAUUUUAUAGGAGAAAAUGAUGAACCUGAAUUAUAUAAAUUUUUUUUGCCUUAUUAUAAUUUUUUUUAUUAUUUAAAAUUUCGACCUUAUGUUCGUCAAUUUUUAGAAAUAUUGUCAUUAUAUUAUGAAUUAUCUAUAUAUACUAAUGCAACAAGAGAAUAUGCAGAUGUAGUUAUUGCAAUUUUAGAUCCUGAUCGAACCAUUUUUGCAGACCGUAUAGUUGCUAGAUGUAGUAGUGUAGAUCGAGAUGAAAAUAAACACUUUGAAAAAAUAUAUCCAAAUGUCGACCCAAAAUAUGUAAUAGCAUUUGAUGAUAGAAAAGAUGUUUGGUAUGAUAUUCCACAUUCUCACAUCUUACGAGCAGAACAUUAUAAUUUUUUUGAAUUAAGUAAAUAUGAUAUUAUUUCCCAUUUUAAAGAACCUAAUACAUGUAAAAAAAGAUUUGUAGAUAUGGAUAUGCAUCUACAUUAUAUGAUUAAAAUUUUUUUAAAAAUUCAUAAACAGUUUUUUGAAAACCCAUUAAAUGUAGAUGUAGGAAAAAUUAUAGAUAAUAUUAUGCUUAGUACUUUAUCAGAUGUAGGAUUAUAUUUUACAGGAUUUAGAAAAAAUUCAAAAAAUUUACAAAACGUUCUUUCAUCAGAUUGUGAAGAAAGACAAAAAGAAAUCGCAUUAGAAUUAGGAGCUAAAAUUUAUUCUAAUUAUGAUGACCCAGGUGUUACUCAUAUUAUUGCUGCUAAAAAUUGUACAGAUAAUUUAAUUAAAUCAAAACAAUCAAGUUAUAAUCAUAUCGAAAAAGUUCAUACAUUGUGGCUAUAUCAUUGUAGAGGUACUCUCGAAAAUGAUAGAUCCUCAUUAUUCGAUGCAGAUAAUCUUUGUAAAAUUUAUAAUAACAAACCUCCUUUACAUCCAAAAAAGGAUCAUUGGUUUUUUGGAAAUAAAGAUACAGAUAAAAAACAAGAAAAUAAAAAUGAUUGUAUUAAAAUUGAAAAUUUAAAAUCACGUAUAUUUUUAGGGACAGGCGAAUAUACAAAUGAUGCUGUUAUAUGCUCACCCUAUGAACAAAUAAGUAUUAAAUGGAUUGAAAAAGAAGUAAAAUUACGACAAAUUUAUGAUAACCCUCCAAAUUUUAUGACUCAAGAUAAAACAUUAGAUCUUCGAUCAGCUGAAAAAAGAAACAAUGAUGAAGUAACAAAAAAUGGUAGAGAUUCAAAUUUUAUAACACCCCCUGAUUUAGAUAUAUCUGAUAAAGUUAUUCAGCAAGAUAAACAAUAG